AAAAAAAAGAGAAAAGUCUGAAGAAAGAAAUAAUAAAAAGUUAAUUAUUAUUAACAAGUGGUUUCAUCAAGAAAAAAAAAUAGAAAUAUUUUAGAGAAAGUUUAUUGACUAGCUGCGCUGAAAAAAAAAUAAAAAUUAACAAUUUAUUGGCAAAAAAAGUUGUCAAUAAAAAAAAAGAAAUAAUUUAAAGUGAAUUUAAAUAAAAAAGUUCAAAAAAUCCGAGUUGGAAUUAAGCCGGAUUUUAAAACUUUUCAAACCCACAAAAAGUGUAAUUAAAAAGCCGUCAAAAUUCAACAAAAAAAGAUGAAAGCAAUCACAGCUGUGGUCUCAACAGGCGCAUCAGUGCCAUCAAUAGCCAGCGGACGUAUCUCACGUCAUCGAGAUGGUGAAAAUGCAGAAAUUCAAAUGUACAUCAGUAAGCUUAAAGAUCUCGUGCCCUUCAUGCCAAAGAAUCGUAAACUCUCAAAGCUUGAGGUCAUCCAGCAUGUCAUUCAAUACAUUUGUGAUUUACAAACUGCACUUGACACUCAUCCUUCAGUAAAUGAAUUUGAUGCAGCUGCAGUACUCGCUGUACAAAAUCAUGUCAUCGAGCAAAUGAGUCCCCGACAACCACUCCACGUGAGACCUAGUCCAAAUACAAUUUUACCUUCAAAUAAUUACAAUAGCACCACCUCACCUCAACAAAUUUACACAUCCAGUGAGUUUUCAUCGUUAAAUCAUAAUACAGACGAAAAACAGUCGUGUUAAAACCAAUUUAAUGCGCUUUUGAUCUCAGAGGAGCCCACAAAAAAAAAAAGAAUUAAAAAUAUUGUUUUGUUUUAAACGCUGAGGAUAAAUGUUUUGACGUUGCAUCAAACACUACUUCUCAACAUCUCUGUAUGCAAUUUUAAUCAUUAAUAUUAUUAUAAUAUUAUAAGUGAAUAUUACGAGUAAAUACAAAUUCUUAGUUACGUCAAAAAUAAUAAAAGAAAUACUGGAUACAAAAUUAAUAGAGCAUAGAUUUUUCUACGUUUAAAAAAAAAGACUACAAUAUGAUGGAAAGAUGUCUGAAUAUUAUGUAACAUAAUUGGUUAUUAUGGUGAUGAAGGCGUUGGUGUGAUCUAUCGAGUAUGCUGUAAAUCUACAAUGGGAAAUUGAUAUAUCCAACAGCUCAAAUUCCAGACUAUAAACUCGUCUGCAAAAAUCGGUUUCAAAAAUCAUUUGCAGUCACCCGCACCCUUCAAAACCAUUUCAUGUUUGGUGGACAUGUGGAACUAUCACUAUGAAGCCCCAAAAUUCACACAAAAUAACAAAAUAAUUGAGGAGCAAAUCAAUCCAUAAAAAAAAUACUUUUUUAAUUUGAUUAAUUUAAAUAAUUGAAGUUCUGUGAUCUGUAGAUUAUUAUUUUUAUUUUAUAAAUGAAAAAUAAAUGGAUUAAAAGAACA
Messenger RNA from Chironomus riparius, 1424 nucleotides. The record is from the annotation of a GenBank genome assembly. Lineage: Eukaryota; Metazoa; Arthropoda; Insecta; Diptera; Chironomidae.